Molecule: messenger RNA, 4237 nt
Organism: Portunus trituberculatus (swimming crab)
Lineage: Eukaryota; Metazoa; Arthropoda; Malacostraca; Decapoda; Portunidae
Exons: 3
Coding region: 1-4107 (1368 amino acids)
Biological process (GO): DNA integration
Molecular function (GO): zinc ion binding; nucleic acid binding
Source: RefSeq, a predicted model, not a curated record
AUGAUCGACCUGCCCAGCCUGACGCUGCCUAAACAGAGGAUCCAGCUACGUAUGUGCCUCACUCUGGAGACGCAGAGGGUGUUAGAGCACACAUUACAGGUGUCGCCUACCUCUCUCAAGCCAGUUGAUGAAGUGCUUGACAUUCUCCAGGCUCAUAUACGUGACUCCAACAACGAGGCAUUGCGUCGGCGAGCCUUCACUAGCUGUCGGCAGGCGAGAGGCGAGCCCUUCUCCGAGUUUCUCGUCCGACUGAAGAGCCUGGCGGAGGAAUUCGACAUCUGUAAGGCUCACCACCUGGACUGUGAAGAGGCCUGGAUGAAGCACGGUAUCCUGACAGGCGUCCACGACGAGGAAUUGGUGACCAAGAUUGUGUCCCUCGACGCCGCCUCUACUCUUGCUGACGUCAUCAAUGUAUGCAGGGCCCACGAGGCGACGCGGUCAGCCGCCUCUGCCAUACGUGCCUCACCUACAGUGUCUGCUGUCUCAACGUAUAAACAGACGAAGAAAGCAGCACACAAACCUGGAGUCCCCCCUCGCCAACCUUCACCCACUCAUCGGGCGCCUACCUCCUGCAGCAGCUGCGGCAGGCGAGACCACGGCCCGAAGGGCUGCCCAGCAACAGGUGUUACGUGCAGAGGUUGUGGGAAGACUGGCCACUACGCUUUGAUGCCCAAGUGCCCAGCCAGGCAGUCUACGUGCACUGCUUGUAACCGUCUGGGGCACCUGGAGAAAGUCUGCAAGCAAACCAAGGCAAGGAGUAAGUCGCAGCGACCCGAGAAGCCGAAAGGGAAAGAGGGAAGACACCCCACCUUCCACGUGGUGCGGUUACAGUCUCUCACAACGGACCCAGGGUCUCAUGAGGGCCCACCUGAGGCCUCAUGUCAGUCUCCUAUCAGUACUCGUGAUGACCCGACACCUCCUCCUACUGUACGAGUGGAAGUGUUGCAUGACGGUCACUCUGGUGGUCUGGACUUCAUUCCCGACACUGGUGCCGACACGACGGUCAUCGGCCCACAGCACUUGAGAAUGUUGGGCAUCGACAGACAGGCUCUUGGUCCUCCUCCAUCCCUUGCCUACUACAACGCUGAUGGGACGAAGAUGUCUGCUGCCCUCGGUUCGCUCCAGGCCACACUAGUUUACGGCGAGCUGUCUUGUACGGGCUGGAUAGAUGUGCAGGGUUCGUGGAACACCCCACUUCUGUCCCGUGAACACUGUCGUGCUUUGGGGAUCGUGCCUCACGACUUCCCUGCUCAGAUUUUCUCAGCACGAGGCAGUGUCGCCAGUGUAAGGGAGGCGACAAACGCUCCAGCUCCACGUUCCAGCGUGCCUGCGUUACCUCUUCUCAGCACCACUUCCCCAGACGCAGCGAAGGAGUACUUCUUGAGGGAGUACCAGGAUGUCCUCUUGACAAAGGAUUCCACACAGGAUGCUCCACUCAAGCCGAUGUCUGGACCGCCGAUGAGGAUCCACUUACGAGACGACGCCCAGCCGUUUGCUGUCCACACGCCGAGGCUUAUUCCUUUGGCCUACAGGGACGCAGUGAAAGCUGAGCUGGACUCUAUGGUGGCACGAGGCGUUAUUGCUCCUGUUGGUGACGUCCCAUCUUAUUGGUGCCAUCCGAUGGUUGUUGUGCCGAAACCUGGUGGAGGUGUCAGGAUCACUACGGACCUGAGUAAGUUGAACGCACAAGUAUCUCGGCCUGCACACCCAUCACCCACGCCUUUUGCAGCCAUCCGGAGCGUCGAUGCCAGGGCACGCUACUUCACCACGAUUGACGCGUUGUGUGGAUAUUGGCAGAUACCCUUGCAUGAGGACGACCAGGCCCUGACUACGUUCAUCACUCCAUAUGGGCGCUUCAAGUACCUCCGAGGUCCCAUGGGUUUCGCAGCCACAGGCGACGCCUUCUGCCUCCGAGGAGACAUCGCGCUACAGGGAGUGCCACAGUGUGUCAAAGUCGUGGAUGACAUUCUCGUGUACGACGAGGAUUACUUCACACAUCUACGCCACGUUAACGACAUCUUGGCCAGAUGCCGAGCCCAUGGCAUCACUUUAAAUGCCAAGAAGUUUGUGCUGGCGGCUCCAUCAGUGUCCUUCUGCGGCUACAGGCUCUCCCAUGACGGCAUCGCAGCAGACCCUGACAAGGUUCGGGCCAUCACUGAGUUUGCUACGCCUGCUACGUUGACCGACCUUAGGUCCUUCAUGGGCCUUGUCAACCAGCUCGCCAGCUUCUCGCCCGACCUCGCUGCCACUGCUGCGCCUCUACGCCCACUUUUGAGCCCCAAGAAGUCGUUUGUGUGGACGCCCGACCAUGAGCAAGCCUUCCAACGUGUGAAGAUGGCCUUGGCCAGCCCACCAGUCCUAGCUGCCUUUGACCCUGCUCUCCCUACGACUCUGCAGACCGAUGCUUCCCGCCUGUAUGGGCUGGGUUAUGCCUUACUGCAGGACCACGGUGGUGGACAGCAGCGUCUCGUCCAGUGCGGCUCACGUUUCUUGACGGAUACAGAGACCCGAUAUGCGACGAUCGAGUUGGAGAUGUUAGCUGUCGUAUGGGCCAUGGGGAAGACCAAGUUCUACCUCACAGGAUUGCAACACUUUAACCUCGUCACCGAUCAUCGCCCUCUAGUUCCCAUCCUAAACAGCUACUCCCUUGACGCUAUAGAGAAUCCACGUCUACAACGCCUCAAGGAGAAGAUCGCCCGUACAUCUUCACAGCUGUAUGGCGCCCGGGCAAGGAGUUGUGCUGACGAAGUCCUUGGCACUGAUACCGGCUUCCAAGUUAGGAGUAUCGCUACACUACGUGCGAUGGAGUCUCUUGCUCCGUUGGUGCCUCCUGAUGUUGCAGAAGCACCUCCUGGCAGUGACCUUGCCCUUGAGGAGCUUCGUAAGGUGGCAACCGAGGACCCCGAGUACGUCCAGCUCCUUCAUUUUGUGAAGAACGGAUUCCCUAUGGACAGGUACGCCCUCCCCAACGUGCUCCGCCCGUACUGGAAGUUACGGGAGGACCUCUACUGUGAUGAGGAUCUCGUCCUGUACGGUGCACGAGUGUUGGUGCCUACAGCUCUACGUCGCCGUGUCUUGGCCCGCCUGCACGACAGCCAUCGUGGUGUCGAAGCCACCAAGCGCCGUGCUAGGCAGGCUGUGUUCUGGCCAGGCGUGGAUGCUGACAUUGCCAACACUGUUCGAGCAUGUGAGCCGUGCCAGAUUCUGCAGCCCAGUCAACAGCAAGAACCAAGACUCUGUGAUGACAACCCAACUCGACCAUUCGAGAAGGCUUUCUUAGUCAUUGCAGAUCGUCUUUCCGGCUGGCCUGUCGUCGUGUCCUGUGGCGCUGAUACGACGUCUGCUGCCACCAUUCGCCAUUUCCGCCGCCUCUUCAGGGACCUGGGUGUUCCUGUACGCCUGCGCACGGACGGUGGCCCACAGUUCGCCAGCCGGGAGUUUUCUACGUUCCUCGAGCGCUGGGGAGUCCGUCACGACACAUCGACGCCCCAUUACCCACAGUCUAACGGCCAUGCCGAGUCUGCAGUGAAGGCCGUGAAGCACUUCAUCCAGAAGGUGGCACCGUCUGGCAAUAUAGACUGUGAGGCGUUCGACAGGGGUCUCCUGGAGCUUCGGAACACCCCCAACCAGACGGGUCGCUCUCCAGCUCAAGUCCUGUAUGGUCGCCCUUUACGCUCUUGCGUCCCCGCACAUGCCAGCGCCUUCCAGAAACAGUGGCAGGCCAGGGACGAGAGUUGCGACCGUCGAGCUGCUGCCCGUCUCCGUGAUGCCACAAGUCGCUACGACGCUCACGCUCGGCCUCUUCCACCCCUGCAGCGAGGUGACGUGGUUCGGAUCCAGGACCCGACUACGCAGCGGUGGGACAAGGUUGGCACCAUCAUGGGCGUUGGCAGGUCACGGGAUUACCUGCUCAAGAUGCCCAGUGGCCGAGUGUGGUGGAGGAACAGGCGCUUCCUCCGCCCUGCUCCACCCCUAAACGCUUCUUCUACGAUGGAGGACGCCACUGCUCCCUUGGCGGCACCUGAUACGGUGGUGCCCCGCAGGUCGCCACGACUCCAGGAGAAGGCGUCCGCAGCUGCAGUCGCUCGAGUCCCUGUGGACUUCUGAGCGCAGAAUGGGGGGGGAGAUGUGGGUUAUGUAUUGUAUUAAUGCAUAUUACGUGUAUGUGGCAACACUGUGUAUUUCUCUGCGCAUUCAGCUAGCGCGUGAGCCUGUGCUCCCGAGUCGCUACUGGCCG